AUGACACUUGAGUAUCAAAGCGAAGGCGUUUGGCUUCGUACUGAGGUGGUCGGUUUCUGUGCUGAAUUCAUCGACAUGGUGAAAUUUGCUGCCUUUCUCACAAAAUUGUCCAAUAUUGCCGGUUAUCAGCAGUUGGUUGUAUCAGAUGGCGAUUCAUCCCAAGAAAUGGAAGAAGACGAAGACGAUUCGCAAAGUGAUCAAUCGGAUGAAUACAUCUCGAUGUAUCCUGAAUUCGCCGUCUUGAAAGACUACACGGCAAUGGCUGUGACUCCACAGUAUAUUGAGCUGGUUGUCGCCGGACAGGCACAUCGUUUUGGACAUGGACCUCUGGUUCCUCGUCCGCUUCCGCGUCCUCUUCCGCGUGGUCGUGGUCGUGCCGGUGCUCAAGGGGCUCCAGGCUAUGAAUACAGAAAGGCUCCAACACAGCCUAAGGACAAAUGGAUGGCCUACGUCAUCCCAGGCGUGAUUCUACAGGACUUGGCAAACCAACAAUACGUGGAUGUCUUUGAGUCUCAUCUCGGAGACCUAUCGAGUCGAUUAGAGAAGCCCAAGGAGUCAGCUGCAUGUUAUGGAAGGGCUAUUCGACUUGAACCGAACAACUGGAAACAUUACGAAAAGAGGAUCCCCACACUGGACAUGCUCGGCAUGCGGUCCUUAUCGAUGAAAACCCGUCUUCAAGCAGCUCAAAUGAUUAACCAUUCAACAGCCAACGUCGAUUUCGAGUGUUUUUCGAAAUUAAUCAAGACGGUUGCUGAAUAUUACAUUAGCAUCAAUGAUGAGGAUAAAGCCAUUCAAGCGCUUGAGUCAUAUGUUUUGAGGAGUAAACUAUUUGCCCGAGAAGCCGAAUCUCAACAUGAAACAUUGAUAAAAAUGUGGAUGUCAAAGGAUAAAUUCGGCGAAGCUUCCAAAUCGAUAUUGGCUUUGUGCUCUGAUCGAAUCAAGGCGAAAAACCCCGAUGUGUCACCGGCAGUUACGGUAACUUUCAAAAACGCGACGUUUGCCAUUGAGCCUUAUCCGCCUCCAGCUUCGACAUAUUUUGAAAUUGAAGACUCGGUGUCGAUGAAUAUACUUUAUCGCUUGUGCGUCUGCUUGAUCAAAAGCAACAAUAAAAAUUUAGCACAGGUCAUUCCAUUUUUACUACGGCGAUCAUUCAACACUCGAGAAGCCGAAGAAUUAACAUUGGACAUUGCCAGAGCUUAUGCUCAAAUUACCGCGCAUCCAGCAGCAAGAAGGUUUCUCGAGCAAUUGUUAGAUCUCGGUCAGUUUACCCAUUGUGCCAAUCUAUGGUUUUUGCUUGGAAAUGCGUUGAUGGUAAGGUAUAUCAUGCGUUCUUUGGUAAAAUCUUCGGGAAAUCAUGCUUUACAAAUAAUGAGCGGAAACAAUCCUCUUAUCGCUGGAACAUAUAGGCAUGCAUUAUGUGUAUAUUUCAAAGUCUGGUCGGACAAUAGGAAUAAUGCCUUGAUUUGUUUCUUGAUUGGCCUAGCAUUUAUUCAUAGGUCCUGCAAGAAAGAUUUGAGUAGCAGACAUAUGGUUGCAUUGAGGGGAUUGGCCUUUGUAAAACGUUACGAGAAAAUGCGAACCGUGCGACAAGAAGUUUCUUACAAAUUCGGAAGGGUGCUCCAUCAGCUGAGCAUCACACCGUUGGCGAUCCAUUUCUACAAAUUGGCAUUAGCAGAACCGUCGCCGGUGAUUGUAACUUAUGAUGAAGACGGAAAUGAGCAUUUGGAAUGUUUGGACAAGUAUGAUCUACGGCACUUCGCCGCACACAAUCUUGUCCUUAUCUACCAAGCGAGCGGCAAUGACGUAUUGGCAAGAAAUAGAUAUCAAAAAUAUUGCAUUGUG
Mesorhabditis belari is the source of this 1842-nucleotide messenger RNA. Lineage: Eukaryota; Metazoa; Nematoda; Chromadorea; Rhabditida; Rhabditidae. The record is from the annotation of a GenBank genome assembly.